UCUAUUAUGUUAUGCAUUUAACUGGAAUACUGGUGAAUAUCUUUAUCUUUUAUAUCUUGGAAAUUUUUCCCAUUUUUGAAUCAGAAAUUUAGGACCAAGAAUCUUCUGUCAUAAUACAGAACCUAUUACUUUGAGGAGUGAACUUAUAUUAACAGUGCUAAACCGUAGGUGAACGACUUGGUAGAUGAAAACUUUGGAAAAUAGGAACAUUUCAUGUCGUCACAUGUAUCCUCCAACAUUGGGGAAAGUUCAACAGUUGCCUUAAGGCGGGCGUUUAAUUGAAGACAUUUACUAAAAAGUUACUUAUUCUUUUUGAAAUUCUCUUCUGAUAAACGUCUUCCCGGGAUAAUGAACAUCUCCAGGAUGUGAGAACCGAGCGCGUGUCCGCGGAGUGCUUGAGCAACGCAGAAUGGCCUCGGUGCUGGGUUCCUUAGACCCCGUGCAGACCCUGCUGAGCCCUCAGCAUCUUUAUCUGGAUUAGAGAUCUGAUUUCCAAAAGUUGUCCUGUUUUUGUAAAUCUUCAAUCAAAAGGCUUAAAAGGAGAAGGUAAAGCUGCAGAUGGCUCUGGAACUUGUGAGGAAAGAGUUGGAGGACACCUUGACUCAGGAGGCCAACGUGGGGAGAAAGACUGUCAUUUGGAAGGAGAAAGUGGAAAUGCAGCGGCAGCGCUUCAAAUUGGAGUUUGAGAAGCAUCGUGGCUUUCUGGCCCAGGAGGAGCAGCGGCAGCUGAGGUGGCUGGAGGCGGAGGAGCGAACGACGCUGCAGAGACUGCGGGAGAGCAAGAACCGGCUGGCCCAGCAGAGCAAGGCCCUGAAGGAGCUGGCAGACGAGCUGCAGGAGAGGUGCCAGCGCCCGGCCCUGGGUCUGCUGGAGGGUGUGAGAGGAGUCCUGAACAGAAGUAAGGCUGUCACAAGGCUGGAAGCAGAGAACAUCCCCAUGGAACUGAAGACAGCGUGCUGCAUCCCUGGGAGGAGGGAGCUGCUGAGGAAGUUCCAAGGACUCUUUAACCACACCAGAGCCCACCAAGUCCUCUUCAUGAUGCUUCUGACCACCGUUUUGACCUCCCUGUUUGGCAAUGCCCUCAUGAUCCUCCUGAUUCACCGAGAACGCAGGCUCCACACGCCCAUGUACUUCCUCCUGAGCCAACUCUCCCUCAUGGACGUGAUGCUGGUUUUCACCACUGUGCCCAAAAUGGCGGCUGACUACUUGACCGGAAAUAAGGCCAUCUCCCGCGCUGGCUGUGGUGUGCAGAUCUUCUUCCUGCUCACCACGGAUGGUGGAGAGUGCUUCCUCUUAGCAGCCAUGGCCUAUGACCGCUAUGCGGCUGUCUGCCACCCACUCCGAUAUCCCACUCUCAUGAGCUGGCAGCUGUGCCUGAGGAUGACCAUGUCGUGUUGGUUCCUGGGUGCAGCUGACGGGCUCCUGCAGGCUGUUGCUACCCUGAGCUUCCCAUAUUGCGGCGCACACGAGAUCGAUCACUUCUUCUGCGAGGCCCCCGUGCUGGUGCGUUUGGCUUGUGCUGACACUUCAGUCUUCGAAAACGCCAUGUACAUCUGCUGUGUGUUAAUGCUCCUGGUCCCCUUGUCUCUCAUCCUGUCCUCCUAUGGUCUCAUCCUCGCCGCUGUUCUCCACAUGCGCUCUACAGAAGCCCGCAAGAAGGCCUUUGCCACCUGCUCUUCACAUGUGGCUGUGGUGGGACUCUUUUAUGGAGCUGCCAUUUUUAUCUAUAUGAGACCCAAAUCCCACAGGUCCACUAACCACGAUAAGGUUGUGUCAGCCUUCUAUACUUUGUUCACCCCUUUACUAAACCCCCUCAUCUACAGUGUGAGGAACAGUGAGGUCAAGGAAGCCCUGACAAGGUGUAUGGGUCGGUGUGUGGCCUUAAGUCACGAAUAAGAGUAUAUAUAUUUGCCCCAACAUUCAAAAUUGUGCAAAGUGUUUGUGUGGAAUUUCCUAGAGAUAAGGAAUAUACACUUUUAUAUCUACAUCUGUUCUCUCUCUCCCUGUCUCUCUCUCUCUCUCUCUCUCUCCCUGUCUCUCUCUCUCUCUCUCUCUGUGUUUGUGUCUUGCUUUGAAUUGCAGAUGAAUCUUCAUUCCUUGGGUUCAUUUACUCAGCUAUCAUUAUCCAGUCAAAUCGUGGAUUGUUAAAAAUCGGUGAACUCACUAAUCCUUAGUAAGAUGGUUUUACAUCAUACCUCGCAAUAAUUUUUUGUUCAAAGAAGAAUUAACCAUUCAAGCAGUUUUGAAAGUUAAUUGUUGCCAUUUGUUUCAAAUUGAGGUGCAGCUUACACACAGUAGAAUGCUCAUAUUAAGAUGUUCCUUUUCAACUAAUUUCCACAAAUAUCUACGCUGGUAAUUCACCCAUUAUGAAGAGACACCAUUUUCACCACCUCAGAAAGGUCCUGCAGGCCCUUUUCCAGUGAUACCCCUGGCCUAAGAUACAUCCACUGCUCUAAUUUUUAUCUCCGUUCAUUAGUUUGGACUAUUCUAAAAUUUCACAUCAAAGGAAACCAAUAGUAUUGUCUUGAAUCUUGCUUCCUUCUUUCAGCUUAAUGUAUUUCUAAAAUCCCUCCACCUUUUUACCUCAUUGAUACAUUGCUCUUUUUUACUGCUAAGUAGUAUUUUGUUUUCUGAAAAUGUCAUCAUUUGUUUAUCCAUUAUUUUGCUGAUGGACAUCUGGGCUAUUUUCAGUUUGAAGUUCUUACGACUGAAAUGUCUGUUAAUCUCCUAUUUGUAAUAAUAUGUUUUUAUUUUUCUUGGUAGGUGUCUGAUGAACUCUUCAGUAAACUGUUUUCAGAGUGGUUGUUUACUCUUAUGCUGCCGCUGACAAUGCACACAAGUUCCAGUUGCUCCAAGUAUCGAUGCUUUCUUCAUUUUAGCAAUUCUUCUGAGUGUAGUAGGAACUCAGUUUGCUUUUAAUUUGCAUUUUCCUGAUGACUAAUAAUGUUGAGGCCUCUUUCGUUAGCUUAUUAUCUAUUGCUUAUUGAUGUAAACUGUCUACUUCAGUUUUUGGAAAAAAAAAUCUGUAUAUGCUUCCAAAGCGAAAACAACUUGGUCAUUAAUUAAUAGGCAAUCUAUGGCAUUCAUAGGACUACUUGAAAUUUUGGAAAUAAAAUCAUAUAUUAGGU
Symphalangus syndactylus (siamang) is the source of this 3128-nucleotide messenger RNA. Its product is annotated as E3 ubiquitin-protein ligase TRIM58. Gene Ontology annotation, cellular component: membrane. Lineage: Eukaryota; Metazoa; Chordata; Mammalia; Primates; Hylobatidae. Gene Ontology annotation, molecular function: protein binding; olfactory receptor activity; zinc ion binding. Gene Ontology annotation, biological process: G protein-coupled receptor signaling pathway. The record is from RefSeq and is a predicted model, not a curated record.